AUGCCUGCCACCAUCUUCGCCCGCGCCGCAGCCCGCCGCGCCGCCACCUUUUGCACCUCCAGCCGCGUCCUGAAGCCCUCUGCCGAGUCCUCCGGCAUCAGCAUGGGCACCUCCACCUCCUCGUCCCCUUCUACCGGCGCCACCUCCUGGGCGUGGCGCAACCUCACGCCCCAGACGCGCCGGUACGUCAAGAUGGGCGCGGCGGCGAGCGUUGCCACCGACGCCUUUGUCCUGUACAACUACCCCGAGUGGGUUGGCCUGAAGAGGGCUUCGGAGUAG
Akanthomyces muscarius is the source of this 279-nucleotide messenger RNA. RefSeq lists its product as uncharacterized. The transcript has a single exon. The record is from RefSeq and is a predicted model, not a curated record. Lineage: Eukaryota; Fungi; Ascomycota; Sordariomycetes; Hypocreales; Cordycipitaceae. The coding region runs from base 1 to 279 and encodes 92 amino acids.